This is a messenger RNA of Pochonia chlamydosporia 170, 2049 nucleotides long. RefSeq lists its product as hypothetical. Gene Ontology annotation, biological process: transmembrane transport. Lineage: Eukaryota; Fungi; Ascomycota; Sordariomycetes; Hypocreales; Clavicipitaceae. Gene Ontology annotation, molecular function: transmembrane transporter activity. The record is from RefSeq and is a predicted model, not a curated record. The coding region runs from base 1 to 2049 and encodes 682 amino acids. The transcript has a single exon.
AUGGAUCUUACAAAUGAGAAUGAUGUCGCGUUCAGCUACGGAAGCACACCACCCAACACAAGUCCCGAAUCUCGGUAUGACAAAACAACCAAGGAUAAUGGUGCAGGCUCUCUAGGAACAUGGUGGAGGAACCAACUCUCUACUGUAGUGGAAGCUCUGAUGGGUCGUCACGGCUCGCAAGGAGGUGAUGGCUUGAAUGCUUCUAUAUCGCCAGAAUGGUAUGGAGCGACUGACGACUUGACCAGCUUCAACGCUCGCCAACGUCUCGACGUGGAAGAUGGCUCUGCCCCUGCAAAUCACCACACGCAUGCUAGCAUGCUGGUAAAUCAGCUCAAUCCCAGGCAAUUGGCAAGAAGAAAAGGAGGUAAACAAGCCCAGUCUGGUACUUCGACUGCUGUUUCAACACCGGAUGGCGAACGAAUGGGCACCCCAGUGGACGGCAGCAUUCUAUCACAAUUACUUCGCUCUUAUGCGGACUAUCCAGCGUCAGAGAGCAGAUAUUCUCUCACUGAUGGCACUCAAACGCCAGACCAUGACGUGACAGAGUCAGAAACAGAAGCCGCCGGGGUACCCAAGAAAAGUAAAAAUAAUAGACCCAAUAUCAAAUGGUACAACAGUCAGCAGCACCUCGCCGAACGCGCGUCAACACCAACACCAUGGGACCGAAAAAAACAGCCAAAGCAUAACAGACAGGCAAAAUUGACAAAACACAUCGCCAAUCUACUUGCCAGACAGCAGUACAUCAUGCAGCUAUGUCGUACGUUAAUGAUGUAUGGGGCGCCGACACAUCGUCUAGAGGAGUACAUGACAAUGACCGCCAGUGUCUUAGAUAUUAAGGCGCAGUUUUUGUACAUCCCCGGCUGCAUGUUCAUGUCGUUUGAUGAUGUUCUCACGAGAACUGCCGAUGUCAAGAUCAUCCGAGUUGUUCAAGGAUUGGAUUUAUCUCGGCUAGCCGCCACACACAAUGUGUACAAGAACGUUGUUCACGACCUGAUUCCCCUUGAGCAAGCCACGGAAGAGUUAGACGAAAUCAUGAAAUCUGCCCCCCGGUACAACAGAUGGCUUGUGAUACUCUUCAUGGGACUUGCAAGCGUUGCAGUCGGCCCUUAUGCAUUUUCUGCUCGUCCCAUUGAUCUGCCGAUUAUUUUUGUGCUUGGAAUACUUGUCGGGUUCAUGCAGCAAGUCAUCGCUCCGGCGUCAUCAACCUAUGCCAAUGUUUUGGAGGUGUCAGCAGCUAUUUUGACGUCAUUUUUAGCACGGGCGUUUGGAAGCAUUAAGCACAAUGGAGAGUAUCUCUUUUGUUUUUCAGCUAUCGCACAAUCAGCAAUCGCCAUGAUCCUUCCCGGUUUUGCAGUCUUGAGUAGUAGCCUCGAGUUGCAGUCCCAUCAGAUGAAUGCCGGAUCGAUAAGAUUGGUAUAUACGAUCAUCUACUCUCUGUUUUUGGGUUACGGAGUGACUGUCGGAACGACCAUCUAUGGACUCAUGGACCCGAAUGCGACAACGCAAACCGAAUGCCCAGCAAACAGCCUUGAAGCUGCUUAUGGAAGUAAAUAUGUUCAGCACUUUCCGUUCGUCGCUCUAUUCUGCUUAUUCGCUGCGCUUACGAACCAGUCAAAGUUGAAACAACUGCCCGUCACUGUAGGAUUAGGGGUAUGCGGAUACGUGACCAACUAUUUCAGCACCACGAAGCUGGGCCCCAACCAAGUCGCAAACACGGUGGGUGCAUUCACAAUUGGGUUAAUGGCGAAUCUUUACAGCCGUAUUUGGCAUGGACACGCUGCCGCAAUCAUUAUUCCUGGCAUCUUCACACUAGUACCCUCUGGCCUGGCGUCCUCUGGGUCCAUCAUUUCCGGCCUUGACUUCUCGGAGCAAAUCAAGCAUAAUUCCACCACUUCCAGUGCAAGUAAACAAUUGACAAACUCAAACUCAUUGACCGCAUUGGGAUAUGGAAUGAUUCAAACUGCAAUUGGGAUCUCUGUCGGUUUAUUUAUGUCCGCUCUCAUUGUGUAUCCUCACGGAAAGAAGCGAAGUGGAAUAUUUAGUCUGUAG